Molecule: messenger RNA, 3081 nt
Organism: Betta splendens (Siamese fighting fish)
Lineage: Eukaryota; Metazoa; Chordata; Actinopteri; Anabantiformes; Osphronemidae
Gene: sdc2
Product: syndecan 2
Exons: 5
Coding region: 405-1046 (213 amino acids)
Biological process (GO): cell migration
Cellular component (GO): cell surface; membrane
Source: RefSeq, a predicted model, not a curated record
CGCUCGCGCUUUACACUUUGUCCUCGCUAUUUCAAGUGAGCGCCGAGGUGGAGCGGAGCGCGAGCCAGCUAUUGUAGGUGUCUCGUGCGGACUUCAGUGGCGCAGGGCGCGCGGACGACUUCGUAAUUAACCCGUACUUAUUUGUGUAUGUCUGUGUCAGGUUCACGCAGAAAAAAAGAACAAAAAAGAGAGAGAGAGAAAAGGGGGCAGUGAGAGAGAGAGAGAGAGAGAGAGAGAGAGGGGGGAGGAAUAAUCAAAACGCAACACGUAUCCGGUGGGAUCCCACUCCUGAGAGAGAGAGAAGCGGCAGGAGUUGGAGAGAAAGGUGCGCGGACAGACGAGAACGAGGGGAAAGACUUGACAUUUCGCCGGCACGAGCGCGUUUUGGCCAACGCUGAGGAAUAAUGAGGAACGCUUGGAUAAUUGUGAGCCUCGCGCUGAUCGCCUUCCUCUCCGGGGAACGGAUAGCAGCAGCAGCAGCCAAGACCUCGUCUCAGACUGAUGACUUGUACCUGGACCAGGCAGGCUCAGGAGGUUACCCUGAAGACGACGAUGACUUCAGCUCAGGGUCUGGUUCAGGUGGAGGUGAAGAGGGGGUAAAGGAAACGGCGACUGUCAGUACGGUUUAUAUUGAACCCAAUGCAGCACAGCCUACCCAGGACUCCACCAAAGAUUUCACCCCCAGGGUGGACACAGCCACAGUCAGAGAAAAGGUCAGGGAAAGCAUACCCAGGAAACCGGCCAGAACAGAGGCGCCCCUGCCAGUUACAGAGGACGUGCAGAGGAACUAUAUGACUAGUACAACAAGUGCCCCUGGGUCACCACAGGAGGCCAUUGAGGUCCGCACUGAAAACCUCUUCCAGAGAACGGAGGUGUUGGCAGCUGUAAUUGCAGGUGGCGUGAUCGGCUUCCUCUUCGCCAUCUUCCUCAUCCUCCUGCUGGUCUACCGCAUGAGGAAGAAGGAUGAGGGCAGCUAUGACCUGGGAGAGAGGAAACCCUCCAGUGCAGCCUACCAGAAGGCCCCGACAAAGGAGUUUUAUGCAUAGGACCCGCCCUGCCGACACGGAUUACUUUGGAGCGACUGCCGAUAAAAAAGAAAACAAAACAAACACAACGCAGUCUCAACAGCACACCUGUUCAAACACAACUACAACAAACCGUUUUUGAAGAUAAUUAAGGAAAGUAGCGUAAAGGAAAGCUUUUGCAUAGAGUAUUGUAAUUGAGACUUUUUCCUUUUUUCUUGAAAAAAAAAAUGAAAACCAAGCAUUUCUCAUAUUUUGUCAAAUGUCAGUGUAUCAUUUGAAAAGGUUGAAAAAAAAACAGGAUGUAAAGUUGAGGAAACUAAACGCAUCUGUCUUCUGUUAAAGGAGCUGUUUUUAGUCGCUGACUACUUUUAACUGUAGCAGUCUGUUAUUUGUAAAGAAAAAAAUUCAAAGUGGAAAUAAUUGAAUAUAAUUAUUCUGUAUCAAUCCGACUUUCUUUUUUUCCUUUUUAUUUUGUCCUAGCAUGUCUGAUGUUGAUCUAAAGGUGUAUUACAUUAAUUUAUCUUUUCUCUGAUGUUUAAAAUGCCUUUGUAGUUUUGAUGAAGCUCUCUGGUCAUAUUAACGCUGUUAACGGUCAAUGUAAAUGUCCCCUUCAGGUUACAAUGUUUAUUAUUUGCUCUCACAUCCAUUUUUCUAGUCAAAUGUGAGCGUUUCAUUAGGUCUUGUUUGUUUGUUCUCUUCUCAGUGUAGCCUUUUAUUUCUUUUGACAGCUUUUUCUUUUCAUACCAGACGUUGCUCUUUGAAAGAUAAAGCUAUAGUAAAAGUGUGUCAGGGCUGGAGAAAAAUCAGAUUUGACUUCCACUUUCCCCGUUAAAUGUUUCUAUUCACUCUAUAUUUAAUUCAUUCUCUCCACACUGCACAUGUCCUGCUUUUGCUCCCCACUGCACUGCUGUCAUGCAGUGCUGCUAGUACGGAGGGUUUCAGGGCGAUGCUUCUUCCUCGUGGACCCAUCUCCAUCCCCAUGAGUCCAGCUCAGACCCCCCCCCCUCCCCUGUUCACCCUAACCCCUUUUGCUCCGACCUUCUUUGUAAUCAGAUUGGAGCACGGCCAGUUGAGAUGUCAAUCCCCCUCCACCAGACUCUCUCUUUUCUCCCUCAGCUCUAUGGAGCCACCAGCGUAGCCUGGUGUUAUUGUCCAUGUCCCAGCAUUCUGCCGCGCGAAGGCCUGCUACUGCUUGAACACAAGCAAACCAGGUCAGGGCUGAAUCCCCACACGCCGAGCUCACAGCUCCGUAGCAGACAGGCACAAAACAAGAGUCCUUCGAGGAUCCUGCUUUCUCACAGGCACUGAUGAGUGACCGUUUGAGAGGAAGGUGGUUUGCAACCUGCACAAGGUUAAACCCAAUGAAAUGCCUACAAAGGCGCGUUAAAGGCGAGCAUGGAACACGCUGUAUGAAGCUCAGUGUUUAAUGUGUCCAUGCCGUUGUGAAGUUGCCCCUUCAGCUGUACAGUAACAGGAAGUGGACCCAGUGGGUGCCGUCACAUCGUCCCACAUGCAGCUUUAUUAUUCCUCCACCCUCGUGAUGUGUCUGUGCUCCAUCUCAGACAUUGCUGCCUCUCAGCUCCCAUCUCCCCUUUUCUCUAGUCCUCGAUUUUCUCCUCAUAGGACCUACGGUACCGAACUAUACUGCGAACCCAAAGACUCGCUGCAUUUCUGCUCCCAACACCACCUUCUCACCCCCUCCCCCCUCCACCACGGCCACAUCAUGUUGUCUACGCUCUCUUUUAGUUCUCCCUCUGUUUAGAGACUUGACUUCUGAGUCCAAUUGCUUAUUAGUAUAUUAAAAGAUAUAUAAAUAUAUAUAUAAAUGUAUAUUCACAAAUGUUUUAAACCUUCGAAGUGCCUACCAUUUGGAAAUGUACUUGCUCAAGGCGAGCAUGCAGCGGGUGUGUACACAAAGGAGGGGUGUAAACGACUGGACUGACAUUCUGUGAGCAUGGAUGACUGUAAUGGUAACUUUUUUUUAGUCUUACAAAAGCUGACAGUAUUGUACCUAUAAGUUGAAACAACACUACUGAAUAAACAUUGUGGCCUAAUA